Messenger RNA from Diversispora eburnea, 429 nucleotides. The record is from the annotation of a GenBank genome assembly. NCBI's taxonomy places the organism in Eukaryota, Fungi, Glomeromycota, Glomeromycetes, Diversisporales, Diversisporaceae.
AUGGUGGCACAUAAGUGGCAUAACGAACCGGUCUAUAAGAAUAAAACGUGGUCGGAUUUAACACAUUUCCCUCUUGAUGAAAUCAAUAAGUUAGAAAUUGCAUUUAUAGAAUCUUUAAAUUACAAGAUUCAUAUUGGAGGGGACAAAUAUAAUUUUUGGUUAAAAUGUUUGAGAGAAUAUGCCAAGACAGGAAAACUCAUUUCACUAUUUGUUGAACGAUUCAACAAAAACUCUACUCGAUCUCCCCCACCACCACCAGGGUUUGGUUUUUCUAUAAAAUCUAAAAUUAUUCCUACUCCAAUAGGAUAUGAACGAAAUCGAUAUAGAUUAUAUAACUUAUUUGACGGAAUUGAAGUUGAUUUUUUUAAACAAACCCAAUAUAGAUUAUAUAAUUUAUAUGACGGAUUUAAACUUGAUUUCUUUAAUUAA